Molecule: messenger RNA, 3698 nt
Organism: Polistes dominula (European paper wasp)
Lineage: Eukaryota; Metazoa; Arthropoda; Insecta; Hymenoptera; Vespidae
Gene: chas
Product: chascon
Source: RefSeq, a predicted model, not a curated record
UGAUUGGUUGAGAAUUAAAUCGGCAAUGAGGUUCGUGUGUAUUCGCGUAUCUUCGAGACUCGUCGUAUUCGACUCACGCGGGUUCUGUGGAUUCGUCAGAAUGUACGCGGUAUUUGCGGACUGUACCGCAACCGCUCCGCAAGGUAUACGCAAUUAAAAUAAGCGGCAAUUUAUUUAUUUCAAAUAAUUUUCAACGUUAUUCGUUGUGUGUGUGUGUGCCAUUUUUAUUUAUUAUAAUAAUUUUUUUUAGUUUAAUAAUAAUAUUAUAAAAAUUAAUAACAUUUUUUUCAACAAUUGUGUUGGUUUACGUGUAAACAUUGUUUGAAUUAUUUUAUUUGUUUUUUUUUUUUCAACCAAUCAACGAUCAAAGCAACAGAUAACUUGAAAAUUAUUAAAUUUCCAUUAAUAAUAUUAAAGUGGAAUAUAAAAAAGAAAUUAGGCCAAGUUUAGAGAUGAUUUUGUGAUGGAGGUCAUUUCAACACGUAGAUACGAAGUUCGACCACCACCUACGACAAAUCAUCAUGGAAUUCUCGUUGACCCUGAGAAUUCCGUGGCAUUGGUCAAAGAAGAAGAAUGGGAGACACGUAAGAAGAAAGAAAUUACAACUACCAGACAAAUAGAGACGAGAGUUAAAAGACAAGUUGUAUUGGAAGAUGGUGAAGUUGUCGUUGAUACUGGACCAUUUGUUACCACCAAUACUACUGAAGAUGUUGAACAACAGGAACACACUACUGAAGAGAGAAGAACGACUGGUGAUCAACCACAAGAAGUCGAAUGGCCGGUAGCUGGAAAAGAAACAACUGACGGUAUAGUUCAAAAGGAACUUAACGAAACUAUUGUCAAAAGUCGGGAGGAAAUUGAGGAAAGACUUGAAACUGAGGAUCGUCAACAACUUGGAGAUAUCUCCGACGAGGCUUACCAAAAAGCUGUUCAAAAUAAUCGUGGCGAUCUUAGAAUAGCAUUGGCCGAAUCUACGAAACAAAUUGCACCACAAACAGGACCAAGGAUAUUGCAGCAUACCACCAGGUCGAAUAAGGUUAUCGACACUGAGAAGACCCUAGAAAAACAGGAACUCAAAUCCGAUGGUCUAAUUAUUACGGAGAAAAAGAAAACUGUCGAGCACGAGGAGAUCAACGACGACGAAGUACCGGACGAGAACGGUGACGUCAACGACAACGACGAGGACGAAGUUUUAGAAAUCAAAAAAGAAGGUUCACAUAGGUUUAUCAAAAAACGUGAAGAAGACGUUGUCGAUUACGUAUCGGGUGGUGAAAAAAUUGCACGUGAAAUGCGUUAUGUCGCUGAGACGACGGAAGGUGAACGAAUCGGGGAUUGGUCGUCGUCUUCACCCCCACCCCAACCAUCUAACCAAUCAAACAAUAUGAGAACUACUAGGAUUCAUAAACAUGCUGGUUUUCCAACAGAUUGUACUCCAACUGCAAGAAAAGAUGCAUUAACAAAGAAACCAUUGGAUUUGGAAGAGGAAGAUGAGGCAAGGAAAUUCGAGACAUCGAAAUGGUUAGAAAGUCACUUUGGUAGCGAGUCUCGUUCAUCGCACGGUUCCAUAGACGCUGAUGAUGGUCCUUUCAUACCUAACACUAAUACAAGUUACAUACACGUAACUAUGAAAUCCUGCAAUCCAAGAGAAAGGGAUUAUCAGAACGUAAAUUCUCCUAAUCGUCAUCAACAACAUUCAGCUACUAACAUUGUUCGUGAUUCAAAUUCACCAUCUGGUGGUUAUUUUCAUGGUAUCAGUGAAUGGUCCGAAAGAUACCAAGGCAAAGAAAAGGAAGAUAACAAUCAUCGAAGAACGGGUUCACCUUCAUCUCAACAUUUGGAAACAACUCGAAUUAAUGGUCAUUCUCGUGAACAUUCGAAAAAUCAAUUCGAGUCAAGUUACUCGCGUACUUACGAGUCGGUUAAAAGACGGGAACAACAUCAGGAAAGUUGUCAUGAUGAUAAACAACGUGCUACACCGUCACCCCCAGCACGUAGGAAACCCAAAGAACAGUUACAUUCGAGAAUAGUUAAGAAAACGAUAACGAAUGAGUCACCAACGAUUCGAACAUCCAGUCCAGUUCAAGUUGUUCAAAGAACAUGGGAAAGUAGAACGAGGGAUGUUCAAGAACAAACUGUUGAACGUGAUACUCGUAAAAAACAAAUCGUCCCAAGGUCCCGUUCGGCAUCACCGAAACAAGUUAGGAUCGUUCGGGAGGAUAAGAAAAUGAACGAUAAUUCAACAAAUCCAUCACCAAGAUCAUCUAAAAGUACCAGCAAUCAAUCGAAAUACAAGAUAGGUGAAUCAUUCCGUAAACUCGUUGGCAAAUUACGUUCAGCCAGUACAGAAAGAAAAAACAAAAAAUUAAACAAUUCCGUAUCCCAAUUAACCCAAACUGACAAUGAUGGAUCAACUUACAUGCAAUACAACGUAAUCGAUAAAAAUAUUCCAUUGUUCAACGAUCGUGAGAUUGAAAAUCGUAUACCUGAGAGACCACCAAGGUCACCUAGAAAUAGUACAACAGUGGUGACCAAAGUAACAUCGAAUAAACCAACUCGUCCGAACAAUCGUGAUGAUCAAAUUCAAAAAAAUGAUACAACUGCAACAAUACCACCUGUUCAAAGGUAUUACCUAGGUGAGGAUCCAUUCGGUGGUAGCAUUUAUGGUCGUGAAAGAGGUUACAAAGAUGCCAAACGUCCAACUCGAACUCGUAUUCUGACCAAAACAGGAACACCCAUCGAUAAUACUGAAUACAGUGUCGUCACCAACUCACUCGGCAGGUUUAGCAAAUCAACAAGUCGUUUGACAAACUCGUAUGAGGUGGAUGAACAAUUCAGGAAUGUUCAAACUUUACCAAGGAAUAUGAUGAGGUCAGAGGAUAAAACGAAUAAUCAACAUGUUUCAUCGUCAAGGUUACAAUUUCAAAAGGCUAGUACGAAUAAUACAUCUGGUGGUAUGAUAACACCUUCAAGGCAAUAUGGCAGUAUGAUUAAUAUAUCCAUUAAAAAUGCUGUAACAUCUAAAUCUCAUCAAACACCAUCAUUAUCAACACCACCUGUUAAACCUGAAAGAACGUACAAAUCAAAUUUAGCACGUAGCAAAAGUUUUAACAUAGAAGCUGAUCAAAAUCGUAUUGAUAAACAUAAUUUGAAUUUACCGUAUAAAUCAAGUUUACAAUUGAAUCGUUUGGACGAGACACCACCGUUAAAAAGUCCUGGAAUUCUUGCUAGUAUCAGUCGUAGUAACAGGGAUUUGUUUAAAGGUUAAUAGAAAAGAGUUGAAUAUAAUUGUUAAAAUUUUUUUUCAUUGUAAUUUUUUUUUUUAAAUACGUUUGUGUGUAUUUUUCAUUGUUUUAUUUCUGUAUAUUUAUUUUUACUCUUUUUUGUUUUAAAGAUUUUUCUAACCUAAGAUAACAUUGUAACUGUAAAAGAUUUUCUUUUUGUUUUGUUUUGCAAAUUUGUUGUUUCGAGUUUUCUUUUAAUGUGAAUUUUCUUCUUUUUUUUUUUAUUAUUAUUAUUAUUUUUUCCCUCGAGCAUAUUUAAUUGCGCAAUUAUUUUCAAAAAUAAAAUUUAUUCGUUCGAAAAUGUAUCACGUAGUACAAAUAAUCUCCAUUUAACAAGCUCUCAUUUGACAUAACCUUCGAAAAUCUAUGUUUUGUUUUUUUUGUUUUUUUGCGUGUAAACAAAUAAUAGAAUGUUUU